Molecule: messenger RNA, 1419 nt
Organism: Lycium ferocissimum
Lineage: Eukaryota; Viridiplantae; Streptophyta; Magnoliopsida; Solanales; Solanaceae
Exons: 4
Coding region: 29-1162 (377 amino acids)
Source: RefSeq, a predicted model, not a curated record
CUCGGACAUUGUGAGACAGUCAGAGGACAUGGCACCAGCCAGAAGGAAAUCUUCUGCUAUCGAAAAUGAGCUGGUUAGAACCGCUCAAACUGAUUGUCAAAGUCCUGUUUCAAGUCAUCGUCUUUCUGCAGAAAAGGCCUUGCCACAAGCAAGUCCGACAACAUUCCCGGACACUGUGAAACAGUCAAAGGACAUGGCACCAGCCGGAAGGAAAAUAUGUUCUAUCGAAGAUGAGCUGGUUAGAACCGCUCAAGCUGAUUGUCGAAGUCCUGUUUCAAGUCAUCUUCUUUCUGCAGAAAAGGCUAUGCUGCAAGCAACUCCUCCAGCAUCUUCAGACAUUGUGGGACAGCCAGAGGACAUGGCACCAACCAGAAGGAAAAUAUCUUUUGCUAUUAAAAAUGCCACUACCCCUCAGGCUGAUUGUUGUCGAAGUCCUGUUUGUAGUCAUUUUCUUUCUUUGGAAAAGGAUCUACCCGAGGAAAGCACAUCUGUACCUAAUGAGCAUCGCAAUCCAACAAUAAUUCAAGAUGUGAACUCAACUUUCCACAAAGUAGAAUCAUUCCUCAAGUCUAUCCCGGAGGAGCAUUUUCUUUCUUUAUCAGGUACACCAAUUUCUAAUUUAGAGUCUGCAAAGGAAAUAGUCAGACAUUUUGUUGGAGGACCGUUGAAGAUGUUGGCAGACCCAGCUAAUGAAAAGGCAUUGAAGGAAGCGAUUAACUUACUGAACGAAAAUCUCUUGUCAUUCACUCACGAACAAGCCAGGCUGUUGGUAAAGAUCAAAUAUAUAUUCCCUUCAAUGGUUCAAGACCUGAGGGACUCAAGCCAGACCGAGUCUAGUUGCCAAGACUUCUUCACUGAUCUUGAGAAGGACAGGAAAACUUUAGAUGACUUGAGGAACACAGACAUGGAAUUGAAGUUGAAGUAUGAUCAAGAAGAGGCUGAAGAGAAAGAAAUGGAAACUAUGCUUAUGUUCCUUAGGAAGAGGAAGGCUGAAAUUCUGGAUAAAAGACAUGAAUUAUCUGUAAAGGUUAACGACAUUAUGUCUUUAGCAGACGAAAAAACAGGUAAGUUUAAAGACACCAAGAUACUGUUGGUCAAGGCAAAAGAUAAAAUCGAUAGCUUAAAGAGGCAAUGGUCUAGUCUUAAGUCUGUGCAUCUGUAGCUUCCUUCCCAGAUUACAAUACGAAUUUCAACUGACAAAAGACAUUGUUUAUGUGCUCUUGGAUUAGAAUUUUAGCUCUUGUAACUGUUGUAUAGGGCAGGCAAUGUUUGUGCUAAACCGUGCAUACUCUUGGGGAAAAACGAAAAAGAAAAGGGAUUGCCUUGAAGGGACAUCUUGAGUAGUCUAGUUUUUGCAGUCAACGGCUGAGUUAAGGGUUCGGCGUGAUGACUAUGAUUAAUAUCUGUUAUGUUGGAAAA